Hevea brasiliensis (rubber tree) is the source of this 3384-nucleotide messenger RNA. RefSeq lists its product as uncharacterized. The record is from RefSeq and is a predicted model, not a curated record. The coding region runs from base 1385 to 2860 and encodes 491 amino acids. NCBI's taxonomy places the organism in Eukaryota, Viridiplantae, Streptophyta, Magnoliopsida, Malpighiales, Euphorbiaceae. The transcript has 4 exons.
CUGGAUUCUUCUUUUUGACACGUCUCUCCCUCUCUCUCUCUCUGUUCCCUCCUAUAAAUACCCUUCGCCUUCGCUUGCUACCUUUUCUCUUUCGGUUUUUGGGUUUUCUUUUUUGAAGGCUGAGAAAACCAAAAAAAUCUCGAAACCGAGAGAGAGAACGAAACUGCCUCCUUCUCAACAAACAACAAAAGCCCUCUAUAUCAAUUCCAAGAUUUGAUAGAGGAUCUCAUAACACACCCAACAAAGGAACCCUUACAUACAUAUACAAAGACAACAAUACAGGUAGAGAGAUUGAUUCAAUAAAGAGGAAUUGAGAGAGAAAACCCAUUUUGAAAGCUUCUUUCUUUUUUAAUUUUAUUUUCCUCUUUAAGAUCUUGACAAUCGCCUUGUACAUUGUCUACUUCGAAAAUUAUUUCAACCAUUCAAUUCUUGUUCCCUUUUUUUUUUCUUCUUCUUUUCUGGAAAUCUGAUCUUUUAAACGCCAUUAAGCUCUCUAUUUUGCUUUUCUCAAUCUUUUUUACUUGUGGAGAAAAUUUUGACAGUGUGAUUUUAUAGUAUGUUUUAUUGAUUUUUGGAAAAAGAAAUUAGGGUUUUUAUUAAGUGGGUGCUUAAACUUUUUAUUCGUAGGGUUUUGAUCAGAUCGUCACUAUAACAACCCUAAUUAUGAUUUUUGGAGUAUUAGGGUUAUGAUGAUCAGAAAUUGAUGUAGAGAUUGACAAUUGGAUAGGAUUGGAUUGUGUAGCUAGUUUUUAAUAGGGAUCAGUACUUGGGUCUGCACAUUGAAUCUGCAAAAGUGAAAUUCUUCUGUUUGGCAACAUAAGCUGAAGCAUACGCUAGGUGGUUAUCUUGGCUGCGUUUACAUUUAUGGGUUUGGUUUGAGUUAUUGAUUCUUAUAGUAAAGGGAGGCUCCUGAUAUUCAAUUUUGCUUAUGAUCAGGUUUUGAUUUCUCUGUUGUCCUAGUGGCAAACACAAAGGAUCAGAUGGCUUUGGAACUUCAGCAUUAUUUCAGGACAAAACCUUUCAGAUUGACAUAAAUUGAUUUCCACUUAUCUGGUCAUUUUUGGAGCUUGUUCAUUGUUUAUUGCGGUAGAAUUGAGCCAAUAAGCUUUGUUUGUACUCUUAUUUCCCAGUCAAGUGUUGGUUGACAUUAGGCAACUCCUGAAGUCUAUUUGCGAAUAAGAGGAUAAUUAGAAAUUUUGGCCUGAGAGGUAUUUUGGAGGACUAUGGAUUGAUUUUUAGGCUGGAAAUGAGUGCAAGGACAUGGUGCAUGGACAAGAGCAUAGUUUCUGGUAUGUUCCCGUGUUGGAACAACAGUACGGUAUUGUAGGAGAAGCCUUUUGUACUGUGGAUCGAUCCCACUUUGCCAGUUCAAGGAUCACGUGCAAUGUCUCGGUGCUUUCCAUUUCCGCCUCCAGGAUAUGAAAAGAAGGCUAGAAUUGAGGAUACAGAGUUGCUAAAAAAGGAGAAGCACAAGGAGAAAAAGCAUAAAAAGGACAAGAAGGAGAAAGAAAAGAGAGAGGGUAAAGAGAAAAGGAAUAAAGAUAGAAGUAAAGAAAAACAUAGAGAAAAGAAAGACCGAAAAGAGAAGCGCAAAGACAAGGACAAGGACAAGGACAGAGAUAAGGAGAAAAACCAGACUUCAGAUGAGAAGAGAGUUGAAGUGCAACCAAGCUUCUAUAAUGGACAAAAGUUUGGUUCAAACAGCCUGCAGAGUAGUGAGAUCAAGGAUUCUUUAUACGUGCAGGAAUUGGCCAGAAGAAUCAAGGAUGAAGAUAGGGCAUCAGGAAGCCAAAUGUUUCAGAAGGUUGUUGCUACAGAUCAAAGAAGAGGUGAGGUACAGGGAAUGGUGGUGGAGGGAAGUAUUGGCAAUCAAUCUGAGGAAAAAGAGAAGGUUAAGAUUAGGAAUGAAGAUCAUAAGAAAAUCAAUGGACAAAGAAAUCAUUUUGACACCAGAGGUUUGGGAAAGGCAUUUCAUCAAAACUACUCUGGCGUGGGCCAAGAAAGAGUUGAAGGAAUUGUCAAGUUGGUGGAGAAGAAGGAUGCUGAGAAGCAGAUGGAGGGGAAAGAGAAGGGCAUGCACAAGGAAAGUGAUGGUAAGGGUGAUAAACACAAAAGUAGAGACCGAGAGAAGAAUAGAAAAUCAAAGGAUAAAUACCGGCAUAAGGAAGAGAAGGAGGAGAAAGCGAAAGAGAUAACUGAACCAAUUAAAGAGAAGCCUCAAUUAAAAGAAAAUGUGUCUAAACUAAAAGAGGGUAGUAAGGACUCAAUAGAUUUACGAAAUAUCAAAUCAUCAGAAACAUUGAAGUUAACAAACGCAAGUCCUUCUGCUGAAGGAAAUCUUGGAAAACGAAAGGAGCUUGGGAAAAAUGGAUAUUUACUUGACAAUGGGAGUCGGCCUAAUAAAUUUCCGAGACCUUUGUCUUCUUUCCCAGCAGUUGAAAAUGGAAAGAAAUUGGAACAAUGUCAAGCUACUAUUCAGACAUCUGAGAAGCCGGAGUUAGCUAAAAAUCACAAAGUGGAAAUCAAGGAACAGAAGCUUAAUGGAUUGAUAGCUGCUCAACAGCCCAAUAUAUGCUCAACAAAGCCUUCAUCUGUUGGCAUGCCAGCUAAUGAGAAUGGUGAAACAUCUUCAAAACCACAUCCCGACACGAAAUAUCUGAGUCAGAUACUUUCUAUAGCAGAAAUGGAGGAGUGGCCUGAUGUUGAUGAUCAGAAAUGGCUGUUUAGCAGUAAUCAUUUGCAGUCAAAAAGGCCCAGCAGCAGUUCUACUGUGGUUGAUGGGACACAGCAAGUAUGGGCAGAAGCUCUUCGGAUAGAGUCUUUGGACAUUUCAGCAAUGCCAUAUGUCAUUCCUUACUGAUUUAGUACUAAAUGGUUAGGACUAUCCCUUCGACAACUCCCUGACAUGGCUGUUAGCCUCUAGGGAACACCUGGGGGAGGUAUGCCGGCAUUUGGGUCUUGAGAUUAGUGGUCUGUUCCUUCCUGUUCUUUCAUUGUUUGCCCAGCCCAGAUAAGUUUGUUAAGGACUGUUGGGGGGCUUUGCCGACUUACUUGUAGUUAUUUAUAACAGCUACCAUUGGGUUUUCAUCAGAAGAAACAUUCCUCAUGUGAACUGGUGAGAUGAAGGACAUUAGACCAAAAAGGUUGAGAUGGUUAGUUCCGAUUCUUCUUAGCUUUAGAGCUUAAACAUAUAGGUUAGAUGAGAGUUACAAUGUUCCCAUGGCCUGUGCUAUGCACACAUUUUUUAAAUCUGUAUAAUGAUUGAUGGUAUACGUAAUUUGUAAAUUAAGAGGGCAAAAUAAAGGAGGCAAAUUUCAUUUAUUUGUGAACUCUGUUUUUUUCCCUUGUUUUGGUUGAAUGUAGGAUAUCGAAAUUUUGUUAGAA